CCUUAUACCGAUAUUGUACAGACAUAGGCAUUUAAUGACCCAUAAUGUAUCUUUUGUCUGUGAAUUCACUGAUACAAACAGAAUUAUUGAGCUCUAGACGGAUAAUAGAAAGACUGACAGCUAUACGAUUAUAACCAACUUCAGCAAAGGAAGCACUUUUAGAGUACUGUAUGCUAAAGUGAAUGCGUAAAUGCUUCUGGACACGUUAAACAUGUCGCUGAACUUUAUUAUUUUUAAUAAUUUACGCAUGUUUGUUCCAGCUGCAAUUUGCUCUCAUAUAAGGUUACGUAAUGCAAAUGAAAUCAAAACGGAAGGAUAUCGAUUCGAAGAACCAUGAUCGUAGGUCAUCUUGUGAAGUGAUCUAGCUAGAGGUGAUUGCUCUUGAAGGUCCGCUAGAUCAUGUGUUGAACUAUACUACAGUUGGAUUCAUUUUCAACAGUCCGUCCAACAUGAUUUUAAGUCCUUUUGUAGUACUUAUUUCUCUGGCCCUAAUACCAUCAUGUUUGUGCGAAUGUCGCUUUCCAGAAUUUUUACAAACUGAAGGAGAAGGCCCGUCAUGGUUUGUAACGUAUCAGAAUAACAAAGAAGUGUCAAUAACUGUUAAUCACACUAAAAUGAUACUUAAAGAAUGUAAAAUAAAAGCUCACUCACCAUGCCGUGUGUACGAAAGAAACUGUGCAGUGUCCUACGGCGGAAGUCGCUUUCUCGUGAGAGAAAUUUUAAGUGAUAGGACAACGUAUGAAAGGGAGGUAACUUAUCGGUGCAUACAAUUUUUGCGUCGCAGCAAAAGCGUUGUUCAAAUUCGAAUAUCGCGAUACUAUUCAGAAAAUACAUCCCAAACUCUAUGCAAUGACGCCCAUCUGAUGUUGGAUCAGUAUCCAAUGAUAUCACGCGAGCAUGCAACGGAAGUGAAUCAAUGCCCUUCUGUUGGAGGGUACGAUUUUAAACUGUAUCAUUACGGGGAGCCUGCACCUCUCUGUGACGACAUAUUUCUUCCGCUGAGGAUAGAAAGUGACUGUACACAAAACGAAGGAAUUAAACUGUACUUUAGAAGAAGAAAUUGUUCAAAUAUCUUUGUGGGAAGAGACCUCAAAAUACACCCUUUACAAACGGAACCUGUACAUUUAAGGUGUGUGGCCUCAUGGCAGUAUAUGCAUUACACAUUUGCGGUUGUAAAAUGGAGGGGUACGCCAAAGUUUUGGUGUAUACGGGUCACAUAUUUAAAUGAUAAAAUCAACGAGAUGUUCGUUUAUUUUAGUGGAAUCUGUCCAUCAGAUAACAAAAACUAUGAAAGAAUGCUUAUACUUAGGCAUUUCAAAACGCAUUACGUGACAGGUAUUUGUGCUGAUCAAAAUAUGAAAUGUAGUUAUCAUCAUUGUUCAACAUAUGUAAAGGAUAGGUGCAAACUUUCUUGUGCAUUAUGUGAACCAGACAUGGAAGAGCAAUCGUGUUCAUUCCCCCAAGCUUUCAACGGUCACUGGAACAGUUUACAUCCUACCACAAGUGCUUUAGAAAUUUCAAAUGGAACACUUAAAAUUGAACAUCUGAACUGGGAAUGUGUAGAAUCAAAAAACAGCAACCGGCCCGAAGUCAUCGGAAGACGUGCUCUAAAACUGAAAUUCUCAAAUGGUUGCUAUCCUAGAUAUAUGUGCACUGAUAUUGAACAUCCAACAAGUUCAGUUCUUCGAUACAGAACUGGUAAAGAAUUGUUUUGGCCAAUCGAUUCGAUAGAUGAGGUAUGCGAAGAAAGAUACUUCGAUUAUCAUCCACAUAUUGCUGAGACGAGUGGCAUUGCAAGGACUUCCGGUCCCUGGAUAUACUUCAUCAGUGACUCUCCGGAGUAUGUGCAUUGUAACUUACCGUGGUAUAUCCCAAACGCUGCAUUUUUCGAAAUGUAUGAUAACAACCAUAGGCUGGCCAACCAGGGAUGCCUGUCUUAUGACAAUGACAGCCCGGGCCAUGUGUUACACUUGUAUUAUACAUUUAAAAAUUUAAAGAAGGAAUGGAGUGUUCAACUUCGAAAGACGUUUGUUUGUAUUGCUUCAAUAAAACUGAUAGGUGAAAAUGAUGUGCUGAUUACACAAAACUUAGACGAAGGUGUAUACAUGUGCUGGACGUUUGUGCAAGAUCGAUAUCGGAAUUAUGUAUAUAUUUUUAGCGCUGAAGAUUGUGGGAAUGGCACAAAUAAACAGCUUGUUUUCUAUAGUGCUCAAAAAUAUCUUGUCAUGCUGGUGCUUAGUAAAAAUUCUACGAAUUGUGACUUCAUAGGAGAUGAAGAUAAGAUAAUGACCAGGCGUAGUGAUGAUACGCUUUCCAAUUUAACUGAAAAUAAUAUUGGCUCACGUGCGUUUAGACCUCAUUUAGGACUACAUCUGUUGUUAUAUGUCAUUUUAUUGUCUAAUUUACGGUAACAAGAACCUUGAUUAUUAAUAAUUUUGUGUUCAAUAUCAAAUUAGCUCAUUUUUGAAGAUACUGUAUUUAGAUUUCAACUGAAAAGAUACGUUCUUUUAUUUCUCGGUAAAUUACAGUUGUAUAUAGUUUGCUUCACUUAAAUUGAUAUGCCUUUCUUACGAAUUUGCAGACGACAAUGCAGUUUCACUGUACACUAGAUGCAUAUAUGUCAUAUCCUAGUUUACGGAGAAAUUUUCAUACGCAAUGUUUUUAAUAUUUGAAACUUUCAGUUAAAAUUUGACGAUGGGAUCUUCUAGACAUUUAUAGUUGGCAUGUAAUUUCACCACCAUUUUCGAAAGGCUUCCUUUUCUGUGAAUGGGCAAAUGUUGACACACCAUGUACAUUUCAGAUAAAUUUUAACCCAUUUAAUUUGUUGACAGUAACCGUUUAGCUGCUUAUAUUAGCAAAGGUUCAAUGUCUCAAAAGUAAUACUAUCAGGUGCAUAAUUUCAGAAUCGAAGCUGGACUUAUGGGUCUGGACUAAAUGAAGAUAAAGCAAUUUAACAAUAUAUUUUGUGUCUAGAAGCGUUCGGUAAACUGAACGGCAAUAAUUUGAUAAUGCUACUUAUAUGUAUACAGUAUAGGCAUCGACCCGCUCCCAGUCAGUGGAAAAUUCUUUCAAGAUUUUGUUACGAUAUGACAGUCGUACAGCAGGAAAAUGAUAUAGUAUUCAUGUGUUUGAUAAGGCAUUCAAGACUGUACUAAAAUACUAAAGAUGAAAUAAUCCCAGAGGUGCGCGAAAAUCUUGUAGUGUGGUACUACUUCGGUUGAAAUCACCACUGAAUCAUAAAUCUUAAUAUUUGUCUUCCGAUAUUUGCGUGUAAGUUGGAACUAAUGUCAUAAACUCCCAGUCAGUGAAUCGAUCCUGCUAACAAUUAGACGUUCUGCAUGCCAAGUGAUUGUUUCAGACUGAUAAAUAGCAUAGUACAUGAGUUAUUAAUUACCCUCCCCAUUUCGAUCGUCUAUAUCAAUAACUUAUUUAUCUGGCUUUGGUAACUUUGUUUUGAAUGCAAAUUAUAGGCCUGGUUUGGCCUGACCUGGUAUUGUCUGGCACGAUAUGUCUUAUCCUAGCCAGGGUGGGCCAGACCAAGAGAUGCCAUAGUUUUUAUUGUAUCAAACGUUUUUUAACUAAGUGACGUUAGAUAGGAUAACAAGGGGUUUACUUUCUCAUUCAGGAAAUCAAAAAUGUCUGUCGUGAAACAUUUCACUUUUGGAAAUAAUCAUUUAACUAAGGUGUCAACUAAUUAUAGUUAAAUCUGCAAUUGAUAUAAUGUUGACUGGUAUAGUGUUUUUACUAAAUCUUCUAUUUGUACCAAGAUAUGGUUAUAGGAUGCGGAGGAAUUCACUGGCAGCAGAGGGGUAAAAUAACUCCAAUUUAUCUGUAAAGUAGAAUGGACAGAUGCAAUCAUAUUGUGCCAGCAGGUCCGUGUAUAAAAUUAUUCUUACUAUGUGAGUAGCUUAACAUCGCCAUCAACUAUUUGACUAUGUUUACAUAAACUGGUAAAUAUUGUUUAGCAAAAGAUCAGUCAAUUAUUACUCAUAUGUAUCACGUAACUAUAGAAGAAACAAAAUGUUGUUAUAAAAUAUUUCGUUUAAUUAUAUCUUUUUUUUUUAUGGGCAUAUAUUUUAUUCCACAAAUCACAUAAAUAUAAUAACAUACAAGCUCUAUGGCUUUUGAAAAGACUACAUUAACAAUGUUUGUUAUGGAACUACUAAAAAUAUCAUAACCUUACAUACUACCUCUUAUUAAUUUUUUUUUAUAUAAAGACAGCUAAAUUUCUAUAUGGACGUCAUUCUCCAGUCUUGGGCCAUAUUAAUAGGUAUUCUAAUGGGUAAUCAGACUGCUCCAUAUUCUAAGGGGUGUUUACCAAAAAAAGGUACUGGCUGAAUAGAGAUCAAUGCAAAUAACCAUCUGACUGCACCAUAUUCUUAGGGGUAUUUACCUAAAAAGGUACUAGCUGAAUAGAGAUCAAUGCAAAUAACCAUCAGACUGCACCAUAUUCUAAGGGGUGUUUACUAAAAAAGUACUAGUUGAAUGGAGAUCAAUGCAAAUAACCAUCAGACUGCACCAUAUUCUAAGGGGUAUUUACCAAAAAAGGUACUGGCUGAAUAGAGAUCAAUGCAAAUAACCCAUCAGACUGCACCAAAUUCUAAGGGGUAUUUACCAAAAAGGGUACUGGCUGAAUAGACAUCAAUGCAAAUAACCAUCAGACUGCACCAUAUUCUAAGGGGUAUUUACCAAAAAAAAGGUACUGGCUGAAUAGAGAUCAGUGCAAACGCCCAUCAGAUUGCACCAUGCUGGACGCUGUUGGCUCCACACCCGCAACCAGUGUAGAUCACAAUCAGCCUACACAUCCAUGCAGACCGACAAAGCUCCACACAGCCAGCAAAGGUAAAACCAACCGCGCCAAGUUAGGCAAUGGUUAAGAUGUAAACCAAAAAUAUGUAUUUUCAAGCAACCAGUAAGGGAGAUACUAAAUUAUAAAAUACGUUCUUUACUAUUAGACAUUAAUUUGUUAUAAAUGGUGAAAGAAGAAUGAUACAACUGUUUUACAUUAAAGUUGCUUUUAUCUAAGAGAUAAUAGUAAAGCAUUUCAAACUAGGCAAUUUCCAUGUUACUUUUGACAAAUCUUAAUGUUAACUUUUUAUGAAUAAAUGUCUACCCAAUUUUUACACAAAAAAGAACAGACAACAUACAUACACACAUAAACAAGACAGUACACUACAACAGUAAAAGGAUACCACUACUUCUGUCAAUUUAUGAUAUAAGAAGACAUAUAAGGGCGAAAAAACACAUAAAAAAAACAUGUUAUAAAGGAGACAAGAUCAGUGAGAGUCUGUUGCAAGACCCUUUUUACAAAGUAAAAUGGAGCCUUGAACAAAGUGGAAAACAAAAAGCAAACUAUAAGUACUGAAGGUGAAAAAAGGGAGAAAAAAGAUGAACAGAAAAAGUUAUAUUAAAUAAUUAUAUCUUUUACAAGUAAUAACCAGACUCACUCACUCACUGAAAUUAUAUUUUUGUUUACAAAUGGUUUAUUUCAAAAUUAUUGGUUUGACUUAUAAAUGUUAUAACGACCAUUGCACUGCUGUCCUAAAAUGUUUGAUAAAUAAGCAUUUAACAUUUUGUUAAGUUUUGUACGUGUACGUGUUCGUAUAGGAUUUCAUACUUCAUUUCAGUAAGCGCAAGUUAAUUAAUUUUCAACAAAAUGUAAUUACAUGAUGUUGUUUAAAUAAUAUAUCAUGUUCGAUCCGUGGCAAAACCUAAACGUAUGGUGAUUCUGUAACGGAUAAUUCCAAAGGAAGUAACGUCAAUGUUUUCAAAUCAUCCCGCGUAAUUUAUGAAUAUUCAAUGACGCUGGUUUGACUGAGUAGACGCACACAUAUUAGUACUGAAUUUAUAUGUGAAUGCUGUUUCCCUAUGUAACGUAAUACUUACAGUUGUCGUUCUGUUUUCUACACUAUUGUUUAGCGACUUGAUUGCGUUUUUGUCAAUAGCACCGGCAGUUUGAAAGUUAGUUAAGUCAUUCUGUAUCAUCGUCGAAGUCAUUCGACCAGUAUAUUUUGGCUUUUUAUCUGUUGUCUUCGCUUCGAUAAAAUCUUUGUCUGACAUUUUUAACAGACACAGAUUUUUAUUUUAAUGAAACUCGAACUGUUUACGAAUCAAUUUCUGUUCCAUAUGUCUUUUACGUACGUGUUUGUUUGUUUAUGCCGUAGAUCUGAAGUGUUACAUUUUGUAUAAACUUUUUGUAUCUAAGACAUAUAUUAAAACAUUUUGUUGAAGUAAAUUAUUCUAAAAUC
This is a messenger RNA of Mercenaria mercenaria, 6248 nucleotides long. RefSeq lists its product as uncharacterized. NCBI's taxonomy places the organism in Eukaryota, Metazoa, Mollusca, Bivalvia, Venerida, Veneridae. The transcript has a single exon. The coding region runs from base 450 to 2411 and encodes 653 amino acids. The record is from RefSeq and is a predicted model, not a curated record.